CCCUCAUCAGAUCUCGCCUUCCCACACAGGAUAAGAGAGGAACAGACGCCGAUCAAUGUCCACCGGAGCCGGGAAAACCGUCUGCGUCACCGGAGCCUCCGGCUACAUCGCCUCCUGGCUCGUCAAGCUCCUCCUCUCCCGCGGCUACACCGUCAGGGCCUCCGUCCGCGAUCCAAACGAUCCGAGGAAGACCGAGCACCUCCGCGCGCUCGACGGAGCUUCCGAGCGGCUCCAGCUGUUCAAGGCGAACUUGCUCGAGGAAGGCUCGUUCGAUUCCGUCGUCCAGGGCUGCGACGGCGUCUUCCACACCGCUUCGCCUUUCUACCACGACGUCCAGGAUCCUCAGAAAGAAUUGAUUGAUCCGGCGGUGAAAGGAACGCUGAAUGUUCUCAAUUCUUGUGCUAAGACGCCGUCGAUCAAGCGAGUUGUCCUGACGUCUUCGAUUGCAGCGGUGGCUUACAACGGCAAGCCACGGACGCCGGAAGUUGUACUUGAUGAGACGUGGUUUUCUAACCCGGACUUCUGCAGGGAAACUAAGCUUUGGUAUGUGGUCUCGAAGACACUAGCUGAGGAUGCUGCGUGGAAGCUUGCCAAGGAGAAAGGCAUGGACAUGGUCACCAUAAACCCUGCAAUGGUCAUCGGACCACUGUUGCAGCCAACUCUUAACACAAGUGCUGCAGCUGUUCUAAGCAUAAUGAAAGGAGCUCAAACGUUCCCAAACGCAACGUUCGGUUGGGUACACGUGAAAGAUGUGGCCGAGGCACACAUCAAGGCGUUCGAGAUUCCAUCCGCUAACGGAAGAUACUGCUUGGUUGAGAAAGUUGCUCACUACUCCGAAGUGGUGAACACCUUGAAGAAGCUCUACCCUGGCGUCCAACUCCCAGAAAAGUGUGCGGAUGACAAGCCUUACGUUCCGACGUAUCAAGUCUCCAAGGAAAAGGCGAAAUCUCUGGGGAUCGAGUUCAUCCCGUUGGAGGUGAGUCUCAAGGAGACGGUGGAAAGCUUGAAGGAGAAAGGGUUUGUCGACUUGUGAGAGAGCUCUCUCUCCCCUCUUCUCAGUUCUUACCCUUACUAUCCAGCCAGCUAGAAUGCCAAAUCAAAUAAAAUGAAGAGAUCCUCUGGAACUUGUCUGGAAAUCUCUGGCCUUAGCUUCAGGAGUUUUUUACCUUUGUACGUGUAGGAGUCAUUGUUGUAGCUCUCUGUUUCUUCUGAUGAUGUCGUCUGUUCGUUAGUCGUUACUACUACUAUCAGGAUUCUGCGGCUUGAUCAUAUCAACUAGUCCUCCUGCUUUGUGCUUCUUCUUCCUCUCUUGAUCAGUACACUCUUGGCUGAAUAGAUAGGCUACUAUGACGCAAUGAGUUCGAAACUUCGAAGUUCGAAUCGACUUAAAUCGAAUGAUUAGGUCCGAUUUCCUACCAAUUCAAUUUAUUGUUAGGAGUUGGUUAGAAUGAAUUGGAAACUGAGUCGUGGUCGAGACCGUUAUCUCGAACCAAUGGCGCAAACAAUACUGCUACCGGUUGAACCCCGCGCAAAAUUGUUAUAUUCCCUCCUGGCCCAUAUAACAUGGGGCCCAGUUUGAAACUGAAAGCGCGGGAAGGUUUCGAAUGAGAUAGUUUCAGCCCAAAAGUGAAAAGUCCGACGGGCAAGGUUGUCAACCCGCGGGUUGACCCGGACCCGGUUGAGCUAGUGGGUCAAAGGUUAAUGGGUCACCCGUUUUAACCCGGUUUAGCUCGGAAAUAUGAAAAGCGUCAUUAUAUUGUACUUAUCCUGAUAAAUUAUAUCAAAUCUCAUCUAACAUAUAAGUUAUAACAUAUAAUAUUACACCAAAAUAACAUUUCGUACUUAGAUUCAACAUAUAGUGAAAAUUCACACACACUUAUAUAACAUUAAUAUUCAAAUGUUCAACUUAGGAUUCCAAAGAUUGAGUUAGGCGAAAAGAAAAAUCGGAAAAUAGGCGCAUUUCGCAAAACAAAGAAAAAAAUGACACAAUUUGACCUCCAACCCGGUACCUUGUACCGGUCGACCCGGCGGGUGCGUGCGGCCCAUUUUUCUCACCGGGCCAGGGUCAAAGUGGGUCGACCCGCGAGUUGACAACCUUGCCGACGGGUCAAGAUAUAUUAUUAGUGGUAUAUAAUAAUCUCAAUAGUCAAUCCAAAAUUAGAAUGUACAAAAAAAUCCAAUAUUGCCUAAACUCAUUUUAUUUAUGGAUAAUUUUGUUUAUAAGUAGAUUUUAUAUUCAAAAUUUUAUUUUAGUUUGGAUUUAAAUUGGACACAUGGUGUUGGGUACUCAAAUGAAUAUGGAUACAUGCA
This is a messenger RNA of Linum trigynum, 2310 nucleotides long. Lineage: Eukaryota; Viridiplantae; Streptophyta; Magnoliopsida; Malpighiales; Linaceae. The record is from the annotation of a GenBank genome assembly.